This is a messenger RNA of Caenorhabditis remanei, 576 nucleotides long. RefSeq lists its product as uncharacterized. NCBI's taxonomy places the organism in Eukaryota, Metazoa, Nematoda, Chromadorea, Rhabditida, Rhabditidae. The record is from RefSeq and is a predicted model, not a curated record. Bases 1 to 576 code for a protein of 191 amino acids. The transcript has a single exon.
AUGGAUGAAGUUGUAUUACUUUCCGUAGUUUUGGUUCUCUUGAUUUCAAUUCCUUCUCUCAUUCAAUGCAAAUCGAAAAAGAAAGAAAGUAGUAGAAAAGUGGACAGAGGUAAAGCAAAAGUUGAUGCAAGAUCGAGAGGAGUUUCGAGAAAGAAGUCAUCUGAAACAGCAGCAGAAGGCAAUAAAGUUUCAAUUGCGAAAUGUCUGAAAAGUAAAGAGAAACGAUCAAAUGAACAGACAAUUCAGCCAACGAUUCCGAAGGAUGGAAUGAAAAUAAAGGCUAAAAAGAAUAAUAAAAAGAGCAAAUCCAAAGAAACGACAGUUUCGAAGACUACUGUAUCAACAGAAGAUUAUGAUCCUGUAGAUGAAAAGACAGCGAAAGAUUAUACGGAGAAAAAGACGAGAACAGUUUCAACUGCUGAAGAGCGUAUUCCUUCAAGACGGGAACAACGCACACAGUCUACAUCAAUUGAGACGAUUGCAGAUAAGCCGAAAAAGAAGCCAAAAACAGAGGAAUACAUGGAGUCGCAGAAUGAUGAUGACACGUUGAGAUGUGUGAAAAGUAUCUGUAAUUAA